AUGGGCGCCUUUGCUUUGUGUGUGGAGAGCGCGACGCGCGACAUCCGAUCGCUUCUUACACUACAUCGCGUGCAUCCGCAGGUGCGAACCGACAUUCAGCGCAUUCUCAGCAGUCUUCUCCGGAAGAGCUACGAGCACACGGCCGUGCCCUUCUUGAAGGACCUCACCGAAUCCCCAGAGCAGGUGUGCCGGGAACUCGUGAAUAACAUCGUGGAGGAUGCCUUCAAGACAGCACUUUCGGCGUCGGACAUGCACGCCAUGGAGCACCACUGUAUAAAGCUCGAACAGGACAACGCCGACUUGAAGGCCGCCGCAGACCAAGCCGACAAACGUGUGGCGGAGGUGAAGGAGGUGCUGUCCGACCUCAAGAAGGCGCACGACUACAUGCUGCAUAGUUACUUUAGGGAGGUCCUGGUACUGCGUCACCGCAUAGACGAUCUUCAGCGACACCUUCGCACUCGGCGAGUGCACACCAUGAACUUCACACCCCACCUUGGUAGCUGUACUGCCUCGGUUAUCCCCACAAUGGAGUCUCAACUGCAGCAGUUUCCCUUCAACCCAAGCACUGCCACAAGGCAGGACGAGCCAGUGAGUAGUCCGUCGCCUUCUACGCUCACGGCCCCGCCGUGCGGCUCAUUGGGCGAGGACUCGGACGCAGGUGAGGACUUUGUCCGUCAGCAGGUUUCCACUCCCAUCAGUCCUUGCAGGGAGGAGUGUGCUGCUGACCCCCAUGUGCAAAUGAGUCUAGCCGGCUCUGCGCCGGCUGCACUCGUAGAUGCCAAGCGGUGGGCCGAGACUCCACGCCUGAGGCGAAAAGCCCGCGAUACCCGCAUCACCUUCCCGGUCAAUGCCGCUUCUCGUGCGCCAGUGCUGGCACCACCGCGCGCUGUGACGAUGCCGAAAAAUACACCGUUGGAGGUAUUCAACACACCGGGGCCUGAGAGCGUUGACGCAAUCUUUGAUUACGAAGAGUACAUUCGCCUUCUCAACGGCAAGGCUGGCGUCUGGGUCCAGCGUUUUGCGGAUGCGAUGAAUGCCCCCGAGCGUGGGGGCGCGUGGCAGCGCCACUCUCCAAUACCUGCGCGCACUCGCCUCAUCUCUGAGAUGCACCUUCUCGACAGCAGCGGCGUCAGCAGCCUUACCGCGCACCUCGGCGACUCCUCCGGCGCUACGGCACUUUUGCACGAGAGGGAGAAAGCCAGUGGGUUCUACUGGUUGUUGCACCUUGCACUGGAACCUAUCCAACACAAGUUUCACAUCGAGCUGGACAAGCUGCGGCAGGCGGUCGAGGCCAUGCAGCGAGAGCACGCAGACCAAGUACAGCUGAUUCAGCGCGCACUCUUGAUAUUGCAGAGUCGUACCGAUGCACUUCUCGACUUCCUCAACACGUUUGCGCAGCAGACUCGGCACACCUUGUCGGUGGUGACUCGUGAUGUGCAAGCACAGAGCAUAAUAGAGCUCCUGUCCAGCGGUGCGCUGCCGGUUGCGGCGGCUGAAACAGUUGCGUCCUUUUUUACUCCUGCCAGUUCAGCGGCAACACCAAACGGCCAACCAUCUCCAUCCUCGACGCCAGUUUUGCAGCUAGGCACGCCAUCGCUCCCGUUGGUGCCCUACCCGGAGUCGAGUCAGGGGCCGACGGUGCCGCACUUGCUUCGCAGAAAGUGGCGCCUGAAGCCAGGCGUGGCCCUUCAAGCGCAGACACAGGCUUCAGCCAUGGCUUCCAUGAAUCAGCGGCUGGGAAAGGCGGCUUCAGUGAAGGCGACGUGCAGCAUGUCGGAUGCCCCUACGAACGCUGCCGAGGAGGUCAACUACUACCGCGCUGACCUUGGUCUUUCCUACUGGAGUGCGCACCCCGUCACUUCAGACGCACAGAGGAUCUUCGGCGAGCUUCAAGAGAUCGCCGCUGCGAUUCGCGCGACGCGGGUGCAGCAGCUCUAUGCGUUCGAGGAGAACGCCACCGGUGGCGGGCGUCCUGUGGGGAGGAAGGGCCGACGCACCGCAGCCUCGAGCCGACACGGCGAUGGCAACCACCACAGGUGUCGCUCCCCGCACCUGCUGUCCGGAGACAGCGGCAACGCUUCCUUCUUCUACUUUCGCGAUGGCAGCGUGGACGGAGACAGCGUGUCUGGGCCCUUGGCAACACAUCACCGACUGCGGGAGGGCUGGCGCACGGCUCCUGCCAGUGGGGCGGACGGGCAAACAGCUGCGGACUUGCUGCGCGAGCUGGCAGGCCUGCGCAUGCGCCGCGCAUGUGACCAGAGGCGACUAAAGGUGGUGCAGGCAUCGUUGCUGCAGGGGCUCGAAAAGGACCCUGUCGCUUUCAUGAGAGAGCGAGCCGCAGGUGGCGCCGCUGACCCGGAGGCAGAGGCGCCGCAUCUGUAUUUCUCGUCGUCCGAGGGGGUGCUAAGGACUCGUGCGCUGCAGCAGCUCCGCACACGAACGCAGCAGCGGCUGAGGGGGACGUCGCAGCACAUUGCCGAGCUUCAGAAACUGCUCGACUUGCACUGUAGCCGUUACCAGUUGGAGGACUCCGAGGACUUGCUCGCGUGGGAGGUGGCGCGGAGGAUCGCGACCGAGGGGUCGCCGGGACAGCUUCGCGUCAAGGGCACCUUGAAUCCAGCGGAUCAGCUGUGGAGUUCUCCCUACUUAAAUGACACUAUACUGGACGCGAACGAUCAGCAGCAGCAGCAGCAGAGGGGUGCCUAUGAUAGCCACUCUCGUGAAGAGUUGAUGUACCUUCCGAUUGGGAUGGCGGGGGCACGAGGCGCAGUUGGCAACUGUGUCGCUGAGUCUGGAGGGUGUAUCAUGCUGGGCAGCUCUGCCAUCUCUGCCGCUUCGCUUGCCUCAGCGUCAAUGGCAACAAGCAAGGGUGUCGGGGGAGGCAACGGAGACGCGGAGUCGCCUGCGAUGGUGGCUCGCAUCACACCGUUUGUGGCCGUUAUGGAUUACUGCCGGGGAGUGCAGCUGGGCCGUCCGCUUGGUCGGCGUGCCGGGCCCGUAUAUCUUUUUCAGGAUCAUGCAAGCGGAGACUACUACGUCGGCGAUCAAGCAGGCCGCAACGUGCUGAAGGCCGCCGACGACUCCGCUGGUAAUGCGGCGGUCGGCAUGCGGGGAGAGGCGGACACUCAACGGUCGUUGCUACCCAUGACACGCAUUUUGUUCCCAGCGCCAAUAAGGCCCACCGCAGUGACUACCACUGCCGACGUCUCUUCGGCCACGCCAUCCGUGCUGGCAUCUGUUUCAGCGACUGCGGCACUGCAUCCCACCUAUCUUGUGCCCAUGGCGAUCCCCCUCUCGGACGAAGAGGCGGUGAUACGGGAGGGCUGGCAAGCAUGCCACCGACACGGCCACGCACGUUGCGAUCCCAUCUAUUACAUGACGGUGGCACCUCUUCCCCUUUCGAAGUCGUAUCAUCACGUUGUGCCGCAGCCAGGAAACUCUGACGCUGUCGCUCAUGGGAAGGUGGUAGCUAGCGCGGCUGCAGUUGCGCAGAGUGUCUACAGCGGGGCACCUAUGAACCGCUACCUUCGUAGCCUACCGUGCGUGUUUCAGCCGGCCGACGAGGCCGCUGCAAUCGUGCGUGUCCGCGCCAUGCACCUGCAGCAGCGCCAAGCUGCGAACGAAUCUUUUCCUAAUACCGCGGAGGUGGACAGUGGCACCGCCUGCGCAAGCUCCGGCCUCCCAUCGACAGGCAUCACAGCGAACCUGGCAGCGACCGUGACACCCACGUUGCCAUCCUUGGUGAGACCUCUCUCCGGCUACGCCCCCUCCUCCCCCGAGGUGCAUCUGCUCGAUGAGGAACUGCUGCUUACCGCUGACUUGCGAGAGAGCCGAAGCACAGCGGCAGCCGCGCCGCUUCCUGGAAGCUCCAGCAGUCGUACUGCAGCACUAUUAGCGCUGUCUCCUUCGUCAGGACUGGACACCAGACUAGCUACAACGGCACACGACAACGCACCAACCCUUGCCAAGGCAGUACUUCCCGCCUCUGCCGCAGCUGUUCCUGCGACGUCAGUCUUUUCUUCCACUGACUCUUCCCCUCCUCUUACCGCAGCACUCGUGCUGGCGAAGGAGCGGCGCAAUGCGCGGCUUGCCAAGGAGGCAGCACACUCAACACAGGCGAAGAUGAUACGGCAGAAGUCGUUGCAAAACCAAUCUCUGAUGCGUACGGCACCGAACAAGGAGGGCGACGUGCCGCGCGCUCCGCCGCAUCGUCUUUUCCCCCUUAGUAGCACCCAUUCCGAUAGCGAGGCGCCGUUUGUGCUGCCCUUCCCCACUGACUCUGCAAGGUUGCAGCGGCAGAUACGUCCAGAGAAGUACUCGCUGAAGCCGCCGCCGCCGUCGUCGCGGUGGCGAGAGGUGAACGGCGGCGGCAUUAAUGCCUGGAACCUCAACAGCGACGCGUCUUAG
Leishmania braziliensis MHOM/BR/75/M2904 is the source of this 4407-nucleotide messenger RNA. RefSeq lists its product as hypothetical. The coding region runs from base 1 to 4407 and encodes 1468 amino acids. The record is from RefSeq and is a predicted model, not a curated record. The transcript has a single exon. NCBI's taxonomy places the organism in Eukaryota, Euglenozoa, Kinetoplastea, Trypanosomatida, Trypanosomatidae.